GCCUGCUGCUGGUGCAUUAAAAUUGACGAUCCGGUGGCGAGCGCGGUGGCUUCAAUGACGAGCUCCGAUAGAUUGAACGGUGAACGGUGAUCGACGUCGCGCUGUGCAAAAUCUUGCAACGCAAACGGCAAUGGAAUCGGAAAUGAAAUUGGAAAGCGACACGGGCAUGCGCAUAGCAUGGAGCUUUCGAUUCCCAUCUAUGGGUACUCUGCAGAACCUAGGUACCAGCAGCCGACGGCGCAGACGAGACGGCCUUGCCUCGUCGGACUCGUGUAAGGAUCUUCGAUCGCAGAAGAGACACACGAUACAUCUGCAGCCGGAAGUAAUCAUCCAGAACGAGCCGUGCUUGAUUGUGACUCCGCCGUCACCCGACGAGCGUACUGAGGAUAGUUCAAGGACACCCGAAGAAGACGAGGGCAUAAGGGAGGAUCGGCACGCAUGUCCGCAAAGUGAUAGGGAGUCGUCCGCUACGAAGGUAUCCGAGAGUAACAACAAUCUGUCACCGCCAAUGGAGCCAUCCGAAGAAUCUACACGCAAGCUUCUUGAAAGAGAAUUGCGGCUUCUCGAUCCACGAGAUCUGCGAUCGCACGCUUGGUAUCACGGUAGCACAUUGCGCAGUGGUCGAAAAGGUGCGGAAGCGGAAGUGCUGAACGAUGGAGACUUCUUGGUGCGUGAUUGCGCUUCCCAGCCUGGCAAUUAUGUUCUGACCGUACGAUGGAAGAGUCAACCGCUUCACUUCGUCAUCAAUCGAGUCGUGAUCCAGCCCGAUACAGUUUACGAGAGAGCGCAGUAUCAAUUUGAAGAUGAGGCCUUUGAUACGGUCGCUGAUUUAAUCACCUUUUACGUCGGUAGUGGCCGACCGAUCAGCCAAGCUAGCGGAGCUCGUAUCAUCACGCCAAAGCCCAGAUCGGUGCCCUUGAUGUGCGUCGCAGGAUCUAUGAGUAAUCAGCAGCACUGCUCUAGUCCUUCUUCGUCCUCUUUAUCUACUGGUUCGCCGCCUCGUCUGCCUAGGAAACAGCAACGCAGUCACUCUCUGACUGCUCAGCAUCAUGCUGCUGAUCAGCAACACGUAGCUCGAGAAAACAAUCAACAGUCAGGCCCACAGUUACCUGUGCAAUCCAGUACUCUGCCACGAGUACCACCGAUUCAAAACCAAUUGCCCUCCUGUUCGCUAUCCUUGGGUCGCCAGAAGAUCACUCGGGUGAUUUCAGAUCCAGCGUUGCAGCAACAACAGCAACAACCACCAAGUCUGAAUCAUCAGAAUUCCCUUAGUACAGCGCCACCCAAACCUCCCAGAGUACCCUACGUGCCAAAUCAUCAACAUCAUCAUCAUCAUCAUCACCACCACCACCACCAUCAUCAUCAGGGCUACCAAGCGUCUGGUAGCGACAGCGGUAACGGAUCAGGAGAUAGCGAAUUCGAGACCAAUAACUCCGGCGGUGCUAGCAAUCCUUCUUCCUCGGUACCAAUCAAAGGUGUGGUUAUACGUAGCCACUAUAACGUUAGUAAUGAUGGCACCAACGGCAACAAUGGCAGUGAGUACGAAUUGUCGGCGGAGGAACAGCUAGUAGUAGCCGCGCCAUCUCUGGAAAUUACCACAGUGCUCGACAUCGAGGGUUUUACUACGUUGCUGCUGCCGGCUGGUGAACACAGACCCCUGGAUCCAACGGCCCUAAGAGGUGUUUCAGGAAUGUUAUUGGAUUCAGCACCGCGGGUGCUCGCUUCUCAUCUCACAAGGAUUGAUCUCGAAGUAGCGCUUCAACCGGGCACAGGGAACAGAAGCGGACUGAGCGGCAUUGAGCUGGCUACCCUUCCUCACGGAAGACAAGCUAGAAUGGACUUGAUUGAGAGAUCGGAAUGCAUAAAAUUGUUAGUGGCGGUCACUGUCCUGGCUGGCGCUACAGCUAUAGAAAGAGCAUCUACCAUCAGCAAAUGGAUUAAAGUGGCAAUCGACACUAAAACUGCACUUGGUAAUCUCUAUGGCUUCUGUGGCGUAAUGCUUGGUUUGUGUUUGCCGCAAAUUCAAAGGUUGGCUAAUACGUGGCACUUGCUAAGGCAGAAACAUACAGACGAAGCUUUUAGUUUCGAGGCGAAACUUAGACCUACUCUACGGGCUAUGAAUGAAUGUACCAAUCCACAAGCGCCUAACACGACGUUACCACAUUUAUUACCGAUCGCCUUACUCGGAGAACGCGGCCCCGAAGAUGUUUUAGGUACCGUAGCCCCUUCCGGACUCGCGGCAGCGAUUCUUUCGCCAUGGGAGAAUUCGGCGUCCGACUGCGGCUUAUCAAUCGUCUGGUCUCAUCUUGAAGCGGCUCGCAAACUGGCCGAGAGUCUGCCACUUUUUCGCAGAAAUGCGGAGAUCGCUCUGGAGGGUUGCAGAAGUGACGAAUUGUUGUCGGAUGCCUUCCGCACAGAGUUUCACAUCAAGUUCCUGUGGGGUAGCCGUGGUGCUACUGUCGCCCCAGAAGAACGUCACCUCAAGUUCACCCAAGUUUUAGACGCGAUGUACGAUAAAUGCGCGACCAGCGAAGUGACCGCUUGAAAAAUGAUGAAAGAAUGUGAUGAAUCCGACUAUACACUGCAAGAAUUCUCCUUGGAAAACAAGACGACCUUGUCUAGUUGACUUGACUUUCGCAACUGCAUUGACUAGCACGACGCUCACAAGAAAUCAAAAUAAUUCUAUACAUUAAUCAAAUGGCAUCAUCUUAUCGUUACUGAUGUAAUCGCAAGUCGUAGAGCAUAUCUCAAGAAUAUCAAACAUUCUUCCAUUCAUUUCAACAUUCCAUAAUUCCAAUGUUUGUUUUGAGUGGUGUAAGUACCAGUUGUAUAAGAAUAUCCAAAGACCUGAUCGAGAGAAUCGAUCGAAACGUAUUUGUAUCGUCAGCUGUACUUAACUUUAAUCGAUAGUGUAAUUCGUUAAUGUUACGUUGUAAGCAUUGUUCAUAUUUGUUUAUACUUAAUAUAUAAAUUGAAAAAGCGUAUUUGCCAUUUUAUCUGCACCAGUCAUUUUUGUGUUUGAAGUAAUUCAUGAUCAAUAUGUAAAUUGCAAAUUAAUUCAAUUAUAUUAUUGUAAAAUUCUUUACUCGAAUCUUUAUUAUUCUGUAAAACUUAUAUUAUUUGUUUAAACGUUUUAAAUGUUUUUUUCAAACGUCUUAUCAGAAUAGCCUUUUGUCGAUUAAAAUACGAAUAUUUUACGUUGCUUCUUAAAAUAAAAAUGCAAUAUUUAAUAUCGAAGAAUUCAUGACAUUUAUUUGUGAAAUUUAAUAAAGAUUUGUUAUCAAUUGUUUUCAUCAUUUUUAUGACACAUUAAAAAUUAUAUUAUUCUUAAAAUAUUUACUACACAUUAUAACAUAUUUAAAGAAUCAAUAUCAGAUGCAAAAAAAUUAUUUCGUUUUAUCGUUGAGUAGUCAUUUUCAUUACCAAACUCACUAAAAAUUUUUAUAAUUCGUUGAGUAGUACUGGCGGCAAAUAAAAGUUUGUUCGAUUUA
This is a messenger RNA of Ooceraea biroi (clonal raider ant), 3491 nucleotides long. Its product is annotated as SH2 domain-containing protein 3C. Gene Ontology annotation, biological process: small GTPase-mediated signal transduction; positive regulation of peptidyl-serine phosphorylation. Lineage: Eukaryota; Metazoa; Arthropoda; Insecta; Hymenoptera; Formicidae. Gene Ontology annotation, molecular function: guanyl-nucleotide exchange factor activity; phosphotyrosine residue binding. The record is from RefSeq and is a predicted model, not a curated record.